GAAAAUUAGUUCAUGGGCUACUGACAUGAAAGAAAGGGUCAGUGCUUCUACAGUUAUUAACGCAUAAGCUAUAGGCUUGAUUUGUCUUGCAGAACCAACAAAAGUGACUUCUCAUCCACAACCCUAAACCAACCCACUUUUUAUUAUUCGUCUAUUGGUGAAGAUCUUUUCUUCUGUUCUCUCCCUAUAUAUCUUCUUCAGGGUUUCUCUCGAUCAUCAUUUGGCUCUAUAGAAGUUCUGGUGGUUUGUAAUUCAGCGCUACUUGGAAUGGAUAGAUCGAUGGACAAUUCCAGACCUAACAAAUUGGGUGGCGGCGGCAGCGGUUCUGGAGAUGAGGGUAAAGCUUGCACUCGCGGACACUGGAGACCUGCUGAGGAUGAAAAACUCCGGCAACUUGUCAGGCAAUAUGGAGCGCAUAACUGGAACGCGAUAGCUGAAAAGCUUCAAGGAAGAUCGGGCAAGAGUUGCAGGUUGAGGUGGUUCAAUCAGCUGGACCCAAGAAUCAACAGAAGGCCUUUCACAGAGGAUGAAGAAGAACGGCUUUUGGCAGCACAUCGCGUUCACGGAAACAGGUGGGCACUGAUAGCUCGACUGUUUCCAGGUCGAACUGAUAAUGCCGUGAAGAAUCACUGGCAUGUCAUAAUGGCCAGAAAGCAAAGGGAGGAAUCAAGGUUAUUGCCUAGUUAUAAGAGGAGCUACCAAGAUUCUCUCAUUGAUUUCAAGGGUUUGCAUGGAAUUGGGAAAUCGGCAUUCGUUGUGCAGCCUAGCUCUAAUUACGGGUUGGAAAAGAAGCAAGAUAGACAUUUCGAUUCUUCUUUGCUUCCUUGGAAAUUUGCCCCAUCUGUGUCUGCGGCGAUGGCUCCGCCGGCAUCCUUCUUGGUGGGACUCGCCCGAGGAGAAAAGAGAGACUAUAGCGCUUCUGGGUUUUGUGAUUGCACCUGGGAGAGCUAUCAAUCCUUGAACAAUAAUUUGCCAAGCUAUGCUGCGCUAGCCCUUCCGAAUUACGCAAGUCCCCUAAAGUAUCCGAGACAUGGAAAUGACUAUGAAGCAACCCAAAUGAUCAGAAAAAACGACGGGGAUCCCCGUGAUAGUCUGGCAAACGCGAAUAUGAUGGCUGCUGGGCAAGGAGGAGGAAAUGAAUCGAUCGUGCGCAAAGAUGUUCCCUUCAUUGAUUUUCUUGGGGUAGGAAUCACAUCUUGAUGAUUAUAUUACUGAAAUUAGCUGUAGCUCCUAGCUAAAUUAUGACGGUUUUGUUCAUUGAAAACGUUACGUAGAUGAGAGCCCUUACUCUGUCUUCGGAAGUCAUAUUCUGGGUAGCAUGGAAAGGAAUAGUCGAGCUUAGUGCUGGAGAUCAUUUUACUAUAAUACUUUAUUUUUAUUUUUAUUUGGAGGGGCAUGGUUUUCCCGGAAAAUAUCAUGUUUCAGUUUAGUUUCAUGGGAAAAUCGAAUGGAUUCUUUCAGCGUUUUCCACCAA
Eucalyptus grandis is the source of this 1474-nucleotide messenger RNA. RefSeq names its product transcription factor MYB77. Gene Ontology annotation, biological process: regulation of DNA-templated transcription. Gene Ontology annotation, cellular component: nucleus. The record is from RefSeq and is a predicted model, not a curated record. Lineage: Eukaryota; Viridiplantae; Streptophyta; Magnoliopsida; Myrtales; Myrtaceae. Gene Ontology annotation, molecular function: RNA polymerase II cis-regulatory region sequence-specific DNA binding; DNA-binding transcription factor activity, RNA polymerase II-specific. Bases 268 to 1200 code for a protein of 310 amino acids. The transcript is spliced from 2 exons.